This is a messenger RNA of Sodiomyces alkalinus F11, 525 nucleotides long. RefSeq lists its product as hypothetical. Bases 1 to 525 code for a protein of 174 amino acids. The record is from RefSeq and is a predicted model, not a curated record. Lineage: Eukaryota; Fungi; Ascomycota; Sordariomycetes; Glomerellales; Plectosphaerellaceae. The transcript has 6 exons.
AUGACGUCCGGACCAACAGGCUUCCCGAGUCUGCAGCCAGCAUUGAUAUUCAAGGUCGAUGUUGGAGAGGGCAAUCCCGUUGGCGACGUGUCAACCGGUUCUCAGUUCCUUCACUUUCAAACCCCAACCGGUACCAUCAAGAGCGUACCGGGUUUCAAGCCCGAGAUUGAUGCCAGUGUCGUGUUUGGCGGUGAUUGGCUCUACUUUGACCCGGACAAGAGCCACGCGCGCGUCAACUUCAAGGGCAUUGCCAAGACCAAGGAAGGCGUCCCCUUCUCCUUUUACUAUGGCGGCAUUGUGAGAGUCGACGAGGGCGUUGGCAAGGUCUUUGCUUAUAGCCCCGAGGCCAAGACUAUUCCCUUUGGAAGCUCAACCACUGCUCAUACCUUUGAGGUGGGCAAUACGGACCUCAAGGUCCUCGAGAACGCCCAUUGGGUUGGCAAUGGGAGGUUCAUCUUGGGCGAGACUGGCCUCACCGUCGAGAGUCGCGUCUCAAAGGUCAUUCCCAGCACAGAUAUGGACUAA